AGAGUUGUUCUUGCAUAGCUCUGUAAAGAGGGUGUUCAAACCCUGAGAAUUUUCUAACAGUUUUCUUUCUCACAGAGCAGGCUUUCUUUGUGUGUUGGAAUGUGACCUUCAGCAGAUUAGAAUGUGGAAAGGGAGCUGCUGACCUACCUGGGAUGCGUGUGUUGUGGCUGCGGGGAGGUGGGAUGCAGGACAUGUCCGUGUGUCACCAGGAGCCUGGAGCUCAGUUCCUUUCUCAGCUGCAGAGUACAGCUGUCUGUCUGCUCUUUGGCUGGGACCUUCCCAGAACUCCUGUGCUGGGGUAGGAAGGAGAGGACUCACUGAUGACAAUAGUAAUGCUUUAUCUGGUGUAAUACACGAGGGACUCUGUAGGGACAGGCAUCUGCUGUGACUUGUGUUCUCACACUGAGUCUCCAGAGUUGAGACUGUGAAGGGGGAAGCUUAGAAAUAAAUUUAGGUGGGAAAGAGAGGAGGGAGAAAGUGUUACAGCCUAAAAGCAUAAGAAAGUGCCUUGGAAAAUGUGAAAUCAUAGGAAAGAUAAAAACAUUUUGAGAUGGCUAAUGUUGCCACAGCAAGAACCUGAAAUUAUGAUUUGGUCCUGUAUGUACUCUUUAAGUAGGGGAAGAUGAAAUUAGCACUCUGGAGCCUUGAUUGGUUUACCCCUUUCUUUAGUUAACCUGGAAUGAGAUGAUAAGAUGUAUGGAAGAGAGGCUGCAGCCAGUGCUCUUUAUUUCUUCUUUUUAAUUUGUUUUUCCACAUUUGGAAGCACCAGCAGCUGGUUUGCUGAGAUGAUAUGGUAUCUAAUGGUGGUUAUCAGCUUGAUUGUGAAGCAUGAAGAGUUUGGUGAUGUUUUUUCAUCUGGCUCAUUUGCUAGAACAGCUCACUGUUGCAAAAUCUCAAGUGAGAAUGCUAAUUAGCUUUUCUAUUGACCUGUGGAAGAUGGAUCUGUUCUCGUAGCUUGUGUCUGGAAUGAGGCUGGCAGACAUUCACUAGUGCCAUGGCCAUUGGGUAAGUACAUUGUUUAAUUCUGAAGUGUGAAAUAUGAGGAGAAGAAACUAUGAAGUUACAACCACAUGUCUGCAUUACCUCCUUCACCUGCCAGUUGCUCAGCUGGCUUGUGUGUUACUGAGCAGUCCAAGGAGAAAUUGCUGUCCUAGUGAAACAGCAGAGCUCGGAUGUUCAGCAUCACUCUGCUGCUGAACAGUCCUGAGCAGGUAUAAGAUAAGGAUGGGUCUAGUUAACUGCCCUUUCCCUGUGAGAAAACUCUGUGGAAAAUCAUAGGGAAGGAGGAAUUUAACACUGCUCAAAACCCAUCUAACAAGAUUUCAAAUAUCUAAAUUAAAGAUCCAGUGGCAGCAAUUAAAGAAAACUAAAUUCUCGUAUGGAUCCUAUAGGCAACUAUCCUUAAUUUGCUUUAAAGGAGGAGACCGAAAAUCUGUGAGUGAGUAAGGAAAUUGUAAAGCAAAGCUCUAGUAAGAUUUUCAGAGGCAUGUCAGGGACAGGCUGAGUGCAGUGCAGGAGCACUUGCAGCUGGGCACAGGAGCAAGCAAGGCUGCCCCACUCCAGAGCAAUUCUUGCUCUGCUGAAGCCCGCUGGAGUUUGGUGUCGGUGCUUGCACCGCCUGUUUGAGGUAACAAGUGCAUGUCCUGAGGCUGGGCUGUUCACAGCACUGCUGUGCUGGGGUUCAGCCACUGUGCAGAAGGGAAUGCUUCCCUCUGCAUGCCUUUCCAGAGUGCUGGCUGGCCAUUAUGUAAUUGCAGACUGACGAAAUAUUCUUACUCUUCUGAGGAGAAACCGUUGCCUUUCGCUGUCAUAUUUGAUCAGCUGGUUUAAAAUGCAGUUCUCCAGUAUCCGUUUGGGUCACACCAAGGAUUGAUGAGCAAUUUGGUUUUACCAUUUUGCUCUUAAUUUUAAACCCCCAUCAUUUGUGGACUUCAGAAGUUACAACUUGUGCUUUAUGCAGCCUCCUCUUCAACAGUAGUGAGUGCAUUUGCAAGAAUCAAAGAUAAAUGAAAAAUCCAGCUGGUAUGUGGAUAAUUUUGCCAUACCAAAGCAGUAGACAAACAUUCCAUUUUUUUUUCCUGGCAUGGUGCCUCUCACUAGCAGCUCUAAUUUAUCAUAGAAAGCUGCAAGUGACAGCAUGUGCUAAACCACUUCUCCAGUGAGCUACCUUUGGGGGUUGAAAGAAGGAAGAUGUGAUUUUCUAUGGCCUUGCUGAAAGGAGCCAUCAUUCAUUCUUCUCAUGGUUGUGACUUGGGUACCUAGUACCAGAUGUAAGUAAUAAGAGAGAAAGAAACCGAGGAGCUCAGCCAGGCACAGCACUGGUUUUGGGGCACUUUCCCUCACUUCAGUUUGGCCACUCUGCUCUAAAUAAGCUCACAGUGACCUUGCUAUAAAGGCAACAGGACCCUCAAAAGGAAAAGUGCUAAAACCCCACACUCAGUGCCAGUUCAGGGUAUUUCAGCCAGCAGAUUUUGAUUCAGGAUGCCAGCUAAUGAUACAAAAUUGAGUCUUGGGAGUAGACUGAACUCUUCUUUUUGGACUGGUUCCAGCUGAGGACUAAAGGGCACUUUUUGAUUAGGAAUACUGCAUGUGCCUUCAGAGUGAGCACCACAGUGAAUCAACUCCUAAAUGAGUAACUCAGCUCCAAGGAAUUCUCUCUGGAGUAAGACACUGGCUGAACUACAGGGAGAAAAUCCUUGUCAGCUGGGUAGCUGGUUCCAGUUUGAGGUUAUAUUUGUCCAAUGAGACUGAAGUGUUGCAGCACUAGUCCUGUAAUAACCCAAGCUGCAGAAAAACAGUGGUAUUGAAUGGAGAGGUUGCCUGUACCCACAUUUCUGGUAGUUUCCUGGUCUUUUUCAAACCUCUUCUCUGAGCUGUUGAGUACAAGCAGUGAGGACCCCUUGGGCAGGUGCUACAUAACUCCUUAGCAGUGCUAUCUGAAGAAUGGCCAGGCAGAACUGCUGCAGAAUUGCUCAACACAUGUUCUUUUGAGAAAGAUUUAAUUGCCCAAAUAAAUAAAGCAUUAAUCCUGCCUGCUACAUACAUCACAGUAAUAUGUUUUUCAGGGGUAACCCUUAGCCUAAGAAGCCUCUUUAGUAUGGAGGAGUUACUCUGUGCUUUAGAAAUGCAGUGUCUUGCUGCUACCCUGGUUCCACAGGGCAUCCUGAAUGACUGAAAGGUCAGGGGUGAGCUGAGUUUGUUUCCCUGGAGGUAUCCAGCAUGUUGUCCCCAGGACCUUGCAGGGCUGUUUUACACUGACCCUGAUUGUUCAAGGGCAAGCACAUUUGGCUAGAUUUGAGAAUAUUUUAUUGGAUUUUCAACUUCCUUUUUUGAUCUGUUGUAUAUGAAAUUAAGUGUGUAUAAAGCAAACAGGCCUUAUUUUUAAUUGGCAGCUGGGAGCUCGAUGCCUGUCUCAGGUGCAGAAUAGAGAGUUGCCUCAGCCCCAGUCCCCCCGGGUACCUGCUGUUUAUCUCUGUGAUGUGUGUCAGCCACAUCAGCCUGCUGGCGUUUCCUCUGAGGUGUGCAGGGUAACCUGAGCUCCAUAUUCUCACUGGCACGGGGUCGGUGACAGCUGCAGCCUUGCUGACAGCUCGUGGAAAGAACAGGGAGAUCUGAAACACUAUAGCUCUGCUCAGCCCCCAGGAUGGCAAACUCCCCCGCCACAGGCCUCUGCCCAGCUCCCUGGGUCCCCAGUGAUCUUUCUCACCUAAGCAGAGGCUCUGGAUGCCAGUAGGGUUUUUUUGCCUACCUUUGGGGCUGUUGGGUCAGUUGUGACCUGGGGCAGUACAGUGCUUUGAAUCCACGUGGAUCAUGUGGGUGUGACAAGUUCCCUGCUGCCCUCCUGUUUCCCUCCCAGCUUUUGGGUGGAUGUAGGUUUGUACACAGGUGACCCAGGUAUAAAGAGGUGUGACAGUGGUGCAUGUCCUCCCCUGCAGCAGGGCUGGCUCCUUGCUAAGGAGCUGCCAAGGAAAAGCCUGAUGGUGCUGCUGGCUGGGGCAUCUCAAGGUGGGGGUGGCAGAACUGAGCUAAAGUAGCAGGAUAGUGUGAAAUAAUCUGGAGUCUUCUCCCUGAUAAGCUCCACAAUUCUGGCAACAGUUCACCCUAACUCUGAACUCUGAGAUUCCCUUGGAAUGACAGAAAAUUUUUCAGGCUUUGUAGAGGGAUUAAGUAGGUUAAACAAACAUUGUAGGACAGGGUUAGAAUUGCAUCAGCCAGUGGCAUCGGCCAAUGGCAGCCCCUGUGGGCUCACCUCCUGAGCAGACUCCCUGGGCAUCUUCUGCCUGCAGAUCACGUUCUUUGUACUGUGUGAUAGUGCCAAGGACUUACAUUGACCCCAGUUCCUGAACAGAAAUGGUCCCUGGAUGCUGUGUGCUCCUGGAGGUCAGGGCAGCACCCAGGAAACAGCUGUCCCUGCAAACAGGAACAGCACAAAGAAAAUAUUUGAUUUAGAACACGAAGAGGAACUAAGUAAAACCUUUGAUCUCAAGAGAGUUUCCUGUUUGUAGAGGAAAACUCUUAGGUCUCAGAAGGGGAGCAGGGUGUCUGAGCAAACCCCUUCUGCAUACAGGGGACCAGAGUAACAUUUUGUUGUGUUCUUUUGUGAUUACAACAAUCUUCCAGCGAGCAAUUUUCAUCCCUGAUGUGAUGACAAGGGAAGAUAGUCAGGUCUAAGUCUGUGUGUGUGUCCUUCCUUCUCCCUUUCCACAAUCUGUGCUGGGCAGUGUGGUUUGUCCUAAGAUAAGAUGAAAACCUCAGACAGGUUUUGCAGGAGGAACUCACUGAAUGCUUGCAUGAUUAAUGCAUUCCAGAGAUGGGGGAGCUGAACUGUUUGUGAUUGACUGUGGUGCACAUCGACCUGCAGAAGGGUAUAAAAUGCUGCUGGAGUCUGGGCCAACCAUGCAAACUGUUCUUCCAAGGUCACAGGCAGCUUCUGGGUGGUGUUUGUUAUCCCUGCCCCUCCUGGGGACACCUGCAAGGUAUGUCCAGCCAGAAUGCAAGGAACAUUGCACUUUUGGAGGAGUAGUGAAAAACUGUAAGAUCUGGUCAAAUACAGAGAUAAAAUUCUAAAGCAGCUCCAAAGUUGCCUUAUAGCUUUGUAAUUGUGAAUUCUGCAAGGUCAAAGACUGCAAAUCUGUAUGUUUCUAGCCAAACUUGAAUAUUAUAAUCCUUUAGACAAAUACUGUAACCAAAUCUGAGAUUUGGUCUGAGCCACACCAAGAUUUCUCUGAGAAGUUUAGAAAGUGAGUGGGUCUCACUGAAGCUUGUGACUUAAUGAGAGGGACCGUUCCUGUAUACACAAUAUUUUGUAAUAGAUGGUAGAGUUGUUGUUUAGGUACUGCAUUUAAAAACUUUACUAGCCAUAAAUCUAAUCAUAAUCACCCACGUAAUCACUGUGUCCUACUUCUCAUGUCUGGCCAAGAACCUUCCCCUGACCACUCUGUUACUCCUGGGCUGCACAAAAACCAGCAUUAAAAGAUGUCUUGACCACAUGCACAGCCUUGGUGCCUCUGUUUAGCAGGUGCACCCAGGUGCCUCCUGGGGCUGGGGGAGAUCAGCACGAGUUUUGCCCUGCGACUCUGGGAAUUGUCUUCCCUGCGGUUUCAGGGAUGUCCGAGCGUGGCUGGUCAAAGCCCGGCUGAUGCCAUGCCUCCGUGACAGAUGCUGCCUGGCACGAUGGCAGGCACUGGUGUGGGGCCUCUGCACGCCACCCCGGGCCCGGGGCCACCCUGCAGUGCCCAUUCCCUCUGCUGGGCGCAGGGCCAGCACAGAAAUGCCUGCGGAGAUAGCACAGGCGCCAAGCCCCAUCAGCUGCCCUGUCCAUCUUUAGGCCGGGCUCGGGUUACCAGCCUCCUCCCACAGCUGCCUCCAGGGACGGGCAAAGCCACCUCCCGGCGCCUGGGCUGCAGGCGGUGGGGGAGCACAGGAGGCAUCCCGGGCAGGGAAAAGACUGAUGCGAUUUCUGUGGAAGGGGUGAAGGACGCUGCGAACACGCCUGAGCUAUGGCAUCGCUGUGCUACAACAAGGGCUGCGGGCAGAGGUUUGAUCCCGAGCACAACGCCGAGGAUUCCUGCCUGUAUCACCCAGGUGUCCCCAUUUUCCACGAUGCCCUGAAGGGCUGGUCUUGUUGCAAGAAACGCACAACGGACUUCUCCGAGUUCCUCUCCAUAAAGGGAUGCACAAAGGGGUUUCACAGCAAGGAGAAGCCCUCUGAGCCUUCCAGCCAAGAGAAGACUUCAGAUGAACCAAAGGCCAAACCAGUGAAGGAGCUCAUCUUCCAAGGACCAAAGUCAGCUGAGAAGAUGCUGCGGGAAAGACCGAGCUCUGAUGAGCCAAGACAACUGCUGCCAAUUAAAGUAUCCAGGUCUCUGGAGCAGGCACUGGAGAAACUGAACAUGUCCUCUGAGGACAAGACGCUCGAGAGCAGUUGUACAGGCGAGGAGGCUGCCCAGGUGAGAGCUGGCACCACGUGCAAGAACGCAGCCUGCAAGGCGAUCUACCAGGGCCCAGAGAGCGACACAGAGGUUUGUACAUUUCAUCCUGGCGUUCCUGUCUUCCAUGAGGGGAUGAAGUACUGGAGCUGCUGUGGAAUCAAAACCACAGACUUCAGUGCCUUUAUGGAGCAGCCGGGCUGCAGCCGUGGGUGUCACUGCUGGACAGAAAAGAAGGACAAGAAGGCGGUGCUGUGCCGGCAGGACUGGCACCAAACCGGCAGCCAGGUGGUGGUGACAGUCUAUGCCAAGAACCCCCUGCCUGCCCUCAGCAGCGUGAAGGCCAAUCGCACCGUGCUCGAGGCUCAUGUCAUCUUUGAAGGGAAUAAGAUUUUCCAGGCAGAACUGGAGCUCUGGGGGACCAUUGAUGUAGAGAAGAGCUUUGUGAGCAUGGUCCCAGCCAAGGUGGAGAUCACGCUUUGCAAAGCCAGCCCUGGCUCCUGGGCCAGGCUGGAGCUCCCCCAAAGCAAAUUGCAGUCCUGUGGUGAGCAAGAGAAGGAAGCUGCAAACACAGAGGAGCCCGGGGCCGUGCAGGAUGAGGACUCUGAUGACAGCUUGAGCUGGUCGGAGGAGGAAGAUGAAGAGCUGGAGAUGGGAACACCAGAUACGAUAACAUCAAGUAACUGAUGGUCAAGUGCUGCAGCAGCUGAGCACUGCUGGUUCCUGAGCUGCUGGGCACCUUGGCACCAGCUCCAGAAGAGCAGACCUAGUCCAGAACCAUGUGCAGGCUGCAGCACGGCCUCUCCUCGGGUCAGAAGGGACAAUUAAUAAACACCCAGAGCAAAGGUUGUCCUCUGAAAUCCGUGAUGGGCGUCUGAGAAACAUCAGCGGGCCAAACCCUGCCUUCUGUCACUUCCUCUUCUUUGCCUGGCUGGGCUCUGUGUCUGCAGGAGGAGUCUCUGUGCCCGCAGCUUCGGUGUCUGUGGGCACUGGGUGUUCAGAGCCCAGUGCCCUCCCUCACCCCGGCAUUUCUGGGGGUGGACACAGCCUUCCCCGCCGCUUCUGGGGGUGCUGAACCCCGGGCUGAGCUGAGUGUAAGCUCCUGCCGUCUCCCUCGCCCGGCGCUGGGGAGGCCGGGCCCUGCGGCUCUUUGUCGGGAGACCGCGGACACGGGAACGUCACCGCGGCCGGCAGCUCCAGCGGGGCCGUGGCGUUCCUGCGCAGCCCUUUAGAGGCGUGAAACCGCCCGGGGGAGCAGCGGGCGAUGCCGAAGGCGCCCCGGGGCCGGCGGAGGCGGCGGAGGCGGGGGAUCUCCGCGGGAGCUGCGCUGUGUAACGCGGCACGGCGCCGGCAGCGCGGGCGGAGGGCGGCGCACGCCCCGUGUGAAAAACCCAGCAAUCUUCCGCCACGGCGCCGCUUAAUUGGACAGCCUCGUGUAGAAGCUCAGUUUUGCCAUUCUUUCUUUUUGCUGGCAUUAUCUUUGUUAGAAAUGUAUCGUCCUUAUUAAGAAUACAUGUUAGGUAUUUGUGUCUGUGCACACAGACACGCGUGCGUAGUUUCUGCUUAGGGGCUUUGAAGUGAAUCUACCGAGAAAUCAUCCCAAGUCAGACCAAACCCCCUCGCUCAAGAUGUAUUCGGACAGCGCGUAAUUACAAAACAACGAAUUUAGCACCAGCAGGAUCACAGUGCCGCGGAUGGCGGGGCUGUAUCGGGGCAUGGCAGCACUACAGCGCGGCCGCAGCGCCGAGCCGGGCCCGAGGCGGCGCCGG
Vidua chalybeata is the source of this 8197-nucleotide messenger RNA. It is a transcript of the gene ITGB1BP2, whose product is annotated as integrin subunit beta 1 binding protein 2. The record is from RefSeq and is a predicted model, not a curated record. The transcript has 11 exons. The coding region runs from base 6000 to 7115 and encodes 371 amino acids. Lineage: Eukaryota; Metazoa; Chordata; Aves; Passeriformes; Viduidae.